Molecule: messenger RNA, 17564 nt
Organism: Podarcis lilfordi (Lilford's wall lizard)
Lineage: Eukaryota; Metazoa; Chordata; Lepidosauria; Squamata; Lacertidae
Source: the annotation of a GenBank genome assembly
AUGGUGAGGCUUCAUAGCUCUUAAUCAAAUUAUAUAUAUAUAUUGUUGCUGUCACUCUGAGGGUAACAAGAGGUGUUUUUGACCCUGUGAAAUUUGCAAACAAUUCCUAGUUGUUCACGUUUGGACUGUCCUGCAAACAUCUAAAUCAGUGCAUGAAAACCAAGCAAUUUCUUGGAGUGAGUGAAUAUGCUGUGAACACCUAAUUUGUGCGGACAGUUAGACAUGGGUUUAUAUUUUUAUUUUGAUUUCAUCCCUCUAGUAUUAGUGGUGGUGUCUGAUGUAUUGUUAAAACUCUCAUGACUUGCAUAGAGCAUUAGUUUUGAGGUGGGUUUUUUAAAACUUCUAGAGUAACUUUUUGCAAAAUUAAUGUCUCUGUUUUAUUCUGUUUUGAUCCUUAACCGCUAGACGACUUACUCGGAUAAAGGGGUGAAGGUAAGAUCACAAUGCAGUCUAAUAUCCAUGCACCCACCCCACCCCAAAUAUGGUCUAUGAUGUCAAUGGCAUUUUGGAUUAAUGUCUUAGGGCAUAAGCUGACGAGAAGGACCACGGCAAAAGCCUUUUUGAAAUGAAUAUUCUCUUGUUGCAUAGAAGAACUGGGCUGUGCAUUUGGCAAACACCCGAUAAAUCUGAAAGCAUCGUACAAAAGCCAUAUUCUUACAUUCUACAAGAUGCAAUUGUUUUGUAUUUUAACUGAAUGAUUGUAAUUCUUAAAGCAGAAGUGUGUGAGUCUCAUAGACUCACACAUUACUUAAGGGAAACCUGGGUUAGCCAGCAAGUGUACUCUCAUUCCAGGUCAAUCCCAGCUGCCUGUCAUGGGUGCAUGUAUGAUACAGGGGUUUGCAAACAACGUGUUCACCCUUUUUGGGUGUUAACGUACUAAAUAUGCACCAAUUUCUUGUCUAAUAUUUUUUGAUAUUUCAUCAUAGCUGACAAAAGUGGUGUAUUUAAGAAACAAAAGCUCCCCCAUCUCAGCUAAAAAAUAAAACAAAACAAUGAGGGCAAAGUUCAGCCAACAUUAAGCAAUUUUCAGCCUCAUUAAAAUGAGAGGGUGGUUAAUUUUGGCUAGUUGGUGCCUUAUGUUCUCAAUCGAUUAAGAAAAAGUGGUACAUUCACUAAUUACUGUGUGUGCCUGGUCCAUUUGCCCAAGGCUAUGAUCCUAAGCUACUAGAAGGGAGUUCCAUUGAACCCAAUAGGACCUGCUUCCAAAAUAAACCUCAUUGCCCCCCACAGAGGGUAGCUGUGUUAGUCCGUAUCCCAGCAAAAACAUUAAAGGAUCUUUGCCUUUGCCAUCCGAGUUCCGAUCCUGCCUCACCUGGCUCUGUUGAGAGGGCUUUGAAUGAUCCUGCCUGCAGUGGCACAGCAUGUGGGGGGCACGGGGGGGGGGAAUUGCCCCAGAUACAAAAUGGUUAAGGGUGCAACAUUUCAACACCUGGGCUCUGUUGAAAAUGGCUUCUCCUUGCAAAUCAGGACAGCGGAAGACUCUUCUUUUCUUCUCUCUACAGCUGCAAUCUCCUGGGGGAUGCGGGUGCUAUUAGGCAGCUGUAACCAUAUGCGUGCUCCGUCCAUUUCACUCCCACCCCCACCUCUGCACGGCCCUGGGUGCUGGGACCCUAUGCUACGCUACUGCCUACCUGUAUUAGGGAUACUGGGCUGCUCUGCCUCUGAGUGUGUCACAUACCGUAAUAACCAGCUACCUUUUCUCCCAUUCAGCCUGAAAGAGGCCGGUUCCUUCACUUCCAUUCCUUGACGUUUUGGGUUGGUAAUGCAAAGCAGGUGAGUGUGCUGAUAAAACCAGGAAGGUCUGCCAGGGCGGGUUGGGGGGGGGGUUGACUCCCGAGAAAGGAUGAGAGAAGAAACCAGUUUGGCUCGGAUUUCAGAGCAGACUUACCUGAUUCGCAGUGCCCGAAACAAGAUGCUUACUGCAAUGCGGCAAAACUUUGAAAUGUUCACUUCUCUGAAUUUUGUGGUGUAUACAAAAUGUGUACAUUUGGGGAAUGUGUUAUAAGAAUGCAGGUGUUUAGUGAAAACCAUGUAUGGACGUGCAUUGUAUGGGGUCAAAUUGCUUGCAAAAAGGAGAAGGGCCUCGUGAAAUGUGGCAGGUUUCCAUGAGUACUUUAAAAGAAAAGUUCACAUGUGAGAUGUGGCAAGCAGAACAAAAAGCUGGGAAAAUGAGAAAGAGGGGGAAGCCAGACUUGACAGAGUCCUUCCUCUUAAUGUUGUUGGCUUUGCUGCUGUUGCCCCCUUGUCCCCUUCCCAGGCACCUCACUGGGGCAUCUGGUUGGUCUCUGCGAGAACAGUGUGCUGGACUGUAUUGGGCCCCCUUUGGCCAGAUCCAGCUGCAAAUCUCUUCCUGCAUUUGUUUGCAAUACGGAGGGCUGUGGAGGGGAUGUGCUUCAGGCUGUUGCGCUAUUGGAUGCUGGAGACGGGGUGGAGACCCAUCUGAAAGGCGGGGUGGGAGUGGGGCAGAUUUCCUGGGUAAGCUGCAUUCAAUUAAUGGCUUGUGCCUUGCUGGCUAUGGGGGAUGGGGCAUUGCACUCCGAGGAAUGUGGAGCUGGAAUGGUCUUUGGACCAGCCUGAUGCAACCGAGAGAGGGGAGAGGGGAGGCAGAUUCUUUGCUUGGUUGGCGGGGUUAGGGAGGUCCUGAGCCAAACACACACCGUGCACAGAGGGCUCACCCACACCCUGGCUGAAUGCCCACAUUUCCCCAUUCUGAAUUGUGCACUGUAGCCCCCUGUGCUUCCACACCUCCCUGGUUUGUUUGCUGCCGCAACAUAUCUUUCUACAAGGACCAGAGGGCUGCUGCAGCCAAUCCUCACCCCUCCAUGUGGCUGUUGGCAUCCGUCUGUCUCGAGAGACAAUGGAGUGCAGCUCCUGGGACGGAGUCAAACUGCUGUGCCAGCAGCACCAAAGUGACUUCCCUGAGGCAUAAGCCUGGUCAGUGUAUCUGGAGGUCCUGGGCUGCCCAGACAACAUUAACCUCGCUGAUGUGGUCCAAAGGAAAGGAAAGCAAUAUGCUUGACACUGGCUUGGCGGCAGGAAUUGCCAGAAAGAGUCAUACAAGAUGUCACCCAACCGCCUUAGGGACUCCACUCCACAUUUGUGGAGGGGUUACCCCUGAGCCUUUCAUUCUCGCAAAGAUAUGCAGGCAGCAGAAGUUUAGGAUCAGAGUUUUGCUUCUCCUAGAUGGGCUACCUUCCCAGGUUGAUGAGCCCCGUCAACCUCAUCUUUCCUCCAACAAACUGAAAGUGAUGUCCCCCACCCGCCAUUUUGUUUCUUAAUGAUGUCAUUUGCAACUGUAAUUCAAUGGAAGAUGCCCCCAGAGUGGUCUAUUGAAGCAAUACCAAAAGAAGAAGUCAGGAUCUGUUCUCAGGCUUGCAGUCUGUCUGGAAUGAUGCGGCGCAAAAAGGGGAAAGGGGUGAGGCAGCUCCCUAAGGGAUUUAGCCUCCUGGGCAAGUCUGAGGGGCAGAGUGGGGAUUUGAACCUUACUCCACACCCAAUAUUCUGACCAUUAUGUCACACUGGUUCUUGCCAUGUGUCAUGCCAAGAUUUAAAACAUCACACCAGUAGGAUAAACAGGUAACGCUGUACUCAAUGUUGCACUGAGCAGUUCGUUGCACAGAGCAAGGGUUUCUCCUUGUGCAACAGAACCAUCUCCCCUCUGUGUCCCCCACCUGAUCUGGGGGUUUCCCCUCCCUGCAGAGUGGAUUUGAGGAUGGCGUAAGAUGUGCCGGGGGGGGGGAGGGAGCUGAUUAUGGCCCAUAAUCUUAAUAUUAUGUCUGGUGACUUACUGAUAACAUACUUUUUUAAAAAGGCUAUUUUGCUUUUUUUCGCCCAUGUGUUUUAAAGGCUGCUUCAUUUUAUUGCAACAAAAUGGGGUUUGAGGAACUGGCCUACAAAGGUCUGGAGACGGGAAGCAGAGAGGUGGUGUCCCAUGUGGUCAAACAGGACAAGGUAAGGAGGAAAGAAAACUGCACUGAUGUAGGCUGGGGGGGGGGGUCCUAGGGUUGCCAUAUUGCAAGAAGUGAAAAUCCGGAGACAAACAAAUUGUUGACCUUUAAAAUUUCCUGUGGAGGUAGAAGGUGUGAGAACAAGCUUGCAAAACCAGUCCAUUUGUCUAGGCAACAGUUGUAGCUGACAACUAGCACCAUGAUCCACAUGCCAAAGGGAUAAGCUGAGCUGCAAGGGCUACAACUAAGUGAUAUUGCCCUCUGGGCAAAUGAGUGGAUCUCCCUGUGUCCCCCCCCCCAGCUGCCAGGGGAAGGGAGCAAUAGGCAUUGCUGGGCAGAGGGCAGGCUGAAAAGCUGGAGCCAGAGACAUGCUUGCUCUGCACUAAAUCCAAGCUGUGACUCAAAGGACAAGCAAGAUCUCCUGGGGUGUUCAUGCUGUGAGCCUCUUCAUUCUAUGCUCAGGUUAUAUAUGUGUGUAGAUAAAAGGUAAAGGGACCCCUGACCAUUAGGUCCAGUUGCGGACAACUCUGGGGUUGCGGUGCUCAUCUCGCUUUAUUGGCCGAGGGAGCCGGCGUACAGCUUCCGGGUCAUGUGGCCAGCAUGACUAAGCCGCUUCUGGAGAACCAUAGCAGCGUACGGAAACGCCGUUUGUCUUCCCGCCGGAGCCGUACCUAUUUAUCUACUUGCACUUUGACGUACGCUCGAACUGCUAGGUUGGCAGGAGCGCCGACCUUCUGAUCGGCAAGCCCUAGGCUCUGUGGUUUAACCCACAGCACCACCCGUGUCCCUUGAUGUAUGUAGAUAAACCAUCUAUAAACCAUAUAUUCUAAAGACCCUCACUCCAAGUAAAUUGAACCUGGAACCCUUGGACUCUCUUACCCUUUGGAGAGUUGGGCUGGAGUGUAACAGUAUUGUGAAUAGGGGAGGGGGACCCACAACUGUCUUGGGUCUAGCAAAGAGAGACCAACUCUCUAAGCCAGCCUUUUCCCAACCUGGUGCCCUCCAGAUGUUAUGGAAUAUUCCUGUUUUUAGCUUCCUGUUUGUUGUCUCAAUGAUCUUGGAUAUCAACAUUUUAAAUGAAUGCCAAUGUCAGCAUUUCAGCCUUUGACUCAUCACUUAACCUUGUCAUAAAGAAAACGAAUGCUUGUAGUUAUUCUGAUUAUUAUUCUGAUUACCAACAGAUCAUAUUUAUCUUCUCCUCGGCUCUCAACCCUGGAAAUCAAGGUAAUUCAAGAGUUGGUCCUGUUGUAACUUUUCUUACCAAAUGAGUUCUUUUUGAAACCCUGGGAGUUCUGUGUCCAGCUCUGGGAGCCACAUUUUGAGACAGGUGUUGGCUCCACGCAGGUCAGGAGUAGGGCGAACAGGAUGGGGGGGGCGGUUCUGGACUCUCAGUAAGGAAUGCAUUAAAUUGCUGGCUAUGCUUUAGUCUGGAGGAGAGAAGUUUAAGGGGAGACGUGAAAGUGGUCUGCAGAUAUCAGAAGGGUUGUUGCAUCAAAGGUGGAACAGACUUUUUCUGAUUCUCCAGAGGGCAGGACUUGAACUAAGGACCAGGAAUGGCAGAGAGGGGCAGAUUUUGGCCAGAUAUGCAGAGAAAGUUCCUAAAAGCAACUGCACCUGGACAGUGGGAAUGUCUGCCACCUCCCCCUAUUUAAGCAGAGGCUGGGCAGCCAUUUGUAAGGGGCUGCUGCAGGACUUGUGCCUUGCAUUGCAGAUUCUGCUCUGAGCAUUGGGGGGUGGGGCUCAAUGACCUCCCAGGGUCUCUUUCAAUGCAGUUCACUGGUUUAUUUUACCAUGCUUCAAGUUAGUUUGUAUCCCAGUGUUACAUAGAUCAUCUCGUCGUUUCCAGCCCAGGUGUGCCAUCUAGGGGAGCUGGGGGGCCGAGGGCUCCACCCAAAUUUUCAAGGGGUGGGUUGGGCCCCCUCAAAAUUCAGUGACCCUGCGCACUGAAAGCUCUCUGAUGGUCUCUGCCAGGGGUGUGGCAAGGCAAAGCAUCUUCACCCUGGCAUGUCCUUUUGAGAACUGCCCGGGCCCCUUCCCGGAAGACACCAAAACGAGAGGCUGCAUAAAAAAGUAGGGUGGGGGCAGGGGAUGGCAGGCCAAGUUGGCAUGUCUGGGGGGGGUGUAUGUGUGACGUCACGCAUGCGCGAUGCCCUCCCUCCUGGCAGUGUUGGGCACAAGUUGGUGCCUCUGUUCCAGCCUGUAGUGUUGGCGCAUUUUGCUCCAUGGAGCCAUGGAAGCUGCCUGCAUUGUGAUUCUUAGCUACAAUGGCUUUGUUCUCCCUCCAAUGUUGAAGGCAGCACACCUUUGUUGGGAAUCCCAAAUGGGGAAUUGUCUGCUGUGCUCACGUCCUGCCUUCAGGCUUCUUGUAGGCAUCUUGGUUGGCCGUUGUGAGAACAGGAUGCUGGACUAGAGGAGUUAUUGGCCUGAUCCAGUGGCUAGGCCCUUCUCAUAUUUCCAUGUCCUUCACAACCCAUCAGCGGUGCCAUAGGUGCCCUCUCGCACCGAAGAUUGUGGGUGCCCACAACGAAGGGCUUCGACUUCGCCCAUUGACUUUGGAGUGGCUCAGUCCCCCAAAUAUAUUGUUGUGGGUGCUGAAGCACCCACGGCUCCCUAGAGUGAGCUCCAGUGAGUGGUUCUUUAAUAUCAUAAGGACUGAUCCAGCCAAAGGGAUACCCUGUCCAGCCCCCAGCUUCUCUUCAUGGCCAACCAGAUGCCUCUGGGAAGCGCUCAAGCAGAGUCGUCUUUCCCAUAGGGCUUAGUGGUCCGUUGCGCCAGGGCGCCAGCCUCUCAGGGGCGCCCCAGCGAGUGGAGGAGCUGCGUGGCUUUCCUGGCAGCCUCCCCUUUCCCUGCAUGCCCGCCAGCUGGCGGGCGUGCAGCUUGCCUCCCAAGCCUCUGCAAGGAUUGCUCUCCUGCAGCGGCAUGGGGGAGAGUUGCGCCCCCCGAUGGCUGGCAGUGCACAGCUUCAGCCCCCCCCACUAUCUGUGGUAAUUUGGGGGUGCUGGGCGGAUAUUUGCACCCUGGCACCACAUCUGCUAAAGACAGCCUUGCCCUUGAGCAGCCUGCCAUGGUGGCUGUGGGCCUCUCCCUCCUUUUUUCUUUCUGCGUUCUCUGAUGGGCCUUGAAGGCUGGAUUCAGGGUCACCACGUCUGCCAGUUCCUCAGCUGGAGUUUUUACCAGGGUUAUAUGCAGCCCCUUGGCAGGACUUCAAAUGUAGGCUUCUCCUUGUCUCAGGGGGGAGAUGGAGUCUCCUUUGCUCUUAAAGGACAAUGCAGUUAAUUCACUAGCACAGGUAAUUUGCUGUGCCUAACUAAGGCACAGCUGGCGUUCCAUGUUCUGAGGUACACUGCCUCUGACUAUGGAGGUUUCAUCUUUUUUGGCCAAUAGCAGUUGACAAACUUCUCCUCCAUUAAAUUGUCUUGGUGUUUCCUCUUUCUCUCUCUCUCAUUAUGCAGAAAUGGGAGCACACUUAGUGAAGCAUGGGGACGGAGUCAAAGAUGUUGCCUUUGAAGUGGAGGACUGUGAUUUCAUCGUGCAGGUGAACCUCUGCUGAAGAGGGUCUCUGUGUGACUUGAGAGGCUUGCUAGCCUUUCGCCUUGCUUCAUCUAGUAGGUGCUAUUUUUAUUUUCCCCACUCAGAAAGCUAGAGAGCGUGGAGCUCUGAUUGUUAAAGAACCCUGGAUAGAGGAAGAUAAACACGGGAAGGUGAAAUUUGCAGUCGUUCAGACGGUAAGAAAGUGAGGGCUUUCACCUAUAAACUGCAUUUGGAGAGACUCAGGAAAUGAUAAUACUAAUAGGCAGCUGUUGUUAGACAGUGGAACGGACUGGAAGGUAGAGGUUAAAUGGUCAUCUGUCAUUGCAGGGGGUUGGACUAAACUCUACGACUGUGAUUAAUAAAUAGGAUUUAUGUAGCAUGUUUUCUAGGCACUUUGUUUUUAUUUUAUCAGAAACCCUUAAAACAAGCCUAUCUUAUUAGCCUCAUGUUUCUGAACUGGAGACUGAGAGAAAUUACUAGACUUCUUCAGCCUCAAGAAGAAGCUAUGCAUUUAGCCAAAGGUAGUGAUUAAUGUACAGAGUAAGAGGUCCUGUUUGCCAUUGCAGUAUACUCGGAGUCCUGUAGUGACUUCAUGCUCUUUAUUGCAGCUUGUAAAACAGUGAUUGAAUUUCCCCCCAAACCUCAGGCCUUUAUAGAUAUUAUUUACACAAUGAGUCCCGUCUGAUUGGCUGAUUCUGCUUCCCUCCUGGAGCCUGAUUGGUCUUUUCCUGCAGGCCAAACAGUUGUUGCAUUCUAGGAUCCUACCAGCCUAAUAGGUUGGUUAACUUACUCCUGGAGCCUGAUUGGUCUUUGCCUGCAGGCCAAUCAGUUGUUGCAUUCUAGGAUCCUACUUGCCUAUUGUUCUAGGAUCCAAGCUUAGUACAUAACACCAUAUACAUUUAAAACAGCAUCAUGGCACUUUAAUUAGUCAUGGCGCCCUCCCCCCCAAUUACAAAAGCAUCCUGGGAAGUGUAGUUUAAGGGUGUUGAAUAGCUGUUUUGGAGGUGCCUAUUCCCCUCACAGAACUACAAUUCUCAACUCUACAAUUAAAUAAUCCCUCCCUCUUCCCAUGGAUUUCUGGGAGUUGUAGGCCUGUGAGGGGAAUCAGAGUCUCCUCAUACGUAACUCUUCCCCUGAAUGCGAAGACAGGCUCUGGUGAAAGGAGCAGACAAGGCCAAGAGUGGCUCCAACAGUCAAGAAAGUGGUUUCUGCACAUGCUGUAGAGGGAAGUGAGGGGAAGGGGGGAGCAAGGAAGCAGCUGCCCCCCCCCAAACAAGUAAAUAAAUAAAAACACCUAACUAAAAGUAGAAAUUGUGGAAAGAUUUUGACAGAUUUUCCUGAGCACUUGGGGUCAAAAGAAAGUCAUUUAAAACAACUGUUGCUGAGAUUUGGCAAAAACCAAUAAAACAAGUUUUGGGGGUGGGGAGCCAGUGGGAUCUCUCAGCUCACUAGAGUGAUAUUAAAACGUUGCACUUUCCUCUUCCUCCUCCUCCUCCUCCAUCUAGUAUGGAGACACCACACACACCCUGAUAGAAAAGAGGGGCUACAAGGGGCUUUUCCUGCCUGGGUUUGAGCCACCCAUCUUCAGGGACCCUCUGUUGAAAAGACUGUAAGUACCCAGCCCUUAAUGCUCUGCGUAAACUCUAGCGUGAAAGAUCUGAUUCUCAUUUUAGACUGGGUGCCAUUCCACACACUUAGAUUUGCCACUGGGAUUGUUCAACCAGCAAGGAGCUAGUCCUGGCCAUUUCUGAGUGUCAUUCGCACAUUACACUUUUAGGUAAAAAUAAUCUUUUCUUUCUCUUCCCCUUCCCACUGCACACAGAUUAGCAGAGACCCCACUGGAAGUUGUUAUCCUUCAAGGUACACACUUCAGACAAGCUUAAGCAUACACCUGAAUCAAAACAAAAAUCACGCUCAAAGAACCUUUGGUGACUUUCAUCACAGGGAGUUUGAUGUCUGAUUUUUAUUUUUUUUACCAACAACCAAACACAAACAGUGAGACCCCCAGGCGGCUGAUACAUUGGGUAUACAUAAUCAAUAAUAACAUAUUCAAAUCAACCAUAUGUACAAUUUUAUAUACGUUAACAGUCCUCCAUCCACAAGGUUUCUUUAACUUUUAACAUUUUAAUUGCCCCAAAUUGUUCAAACCUACCCAAAUAAUUCAAUAUCUUCUCAAACCAAUCCUCCUCUUUCUCACUGACCUUAAACCCUUUCAUGCUAUAUCUUCACAGUUACUGUAGAUAUUCUAAAAUUAUAAUAUUAUUCAGUUUUUUUCCUCCAUUGGUUCACCCCAGCUCUUCUGCAUUUUUCCAAUUACUCGCUAUAACCUGUCUGGCUGCAGUUACCAUCAAUUUUACCCAUUUACAUUCCUCUUUUGUUUUUAACUUGGUGCUACUCAGACUAAUAAGAACCAUUAAUUUAGCUAUCCCCACCUUCCUACCCACAAUUCCUGAUAUUUCUAUACCAAUCUGUUUCCAAAAUUCAGUAACUAACGGACAAUCCCACCACAUGUGACUGUACGUUCCCAUCACUCCACAUUUCCUGUCUGAUUUUAUUUGUUUAUUUAUUGCAUUCGCAUCCCACUUUUUCUCUCUCUAAGGAGUUCAAGGUGGCAUCCCUUGUUCUCUCUGCUGCUCAUUUAAUCCUCACAACCACCCUUUGAGGUAGGCUAGGCUGAGGGGAAUGACUGGCCCAAGGCCCCCCAGGGAACGUCAUGACCAAGUUGCUGGACUCCCAGAUUCUUUGCUGACACUCUAGCAGGACACCACACUGGCUUAUGGGGAACCCUUUGUGUAAAGGGAGAUUAACCCCUGAAAGGUGGACAAGAGCUUAAUUUGCAAAUGGGUUGCUGAGAUACUUCAAAUGGGCCUUUGGCAACAGGCUUCUCUUGCCUAUACGUUUUUCUCUGGAAAGAGUUAAUGGGGGUGGGAGGAUCUGAAGCCAACUUGUCUGCAUGAGAAGUACUCAUCCCACAAAAAACACCAAACCCCUGACCUCACCUGCCUUUUCUUUCUCAGGCCACCUGGGAAACUGAACUUCAUUGACCAUAUAGUGGGGAACCAGCCUGACCAGGAGAUGAACUCUGUGGCAGAAUGGUAAAGAUUGCUUUUGAAAUCAACUUAAGGGAAGCAUUGCUUUCCUUCUAGAACAUGAAAUUUCCUCGAUGAUAACACAGGACAUUUAGAGCAGCCAUGGGGACCCCAGAUGUUGUGGGCCUGAUCAAUCUAAAUCCCUGAUUCAGAGGAACUGAUUUUAGGACAUUUAUUAUGGGCGGCCUUUACUACGUACUAUGUACGCAAACACGCAUCCAGGGGGUGGGGUCCCCAACUGAGUCUUCUUCGAUCCAGAUGACAGAAAGCCUCAUUUAGGCCCUGCUCAUAGACCAUCCUCUCCAGGGGCUUUGCAUACCCACCAGCUCAGCAUGUGGGGGGUGGGGAGGAAGGAAGGGGGGCUGACCCUCUCCUUGGCUCUGCUCAAGGGAACGUGGCCCAGAGGAUGCAGGCAGCUGGGCCUCGGCUGUGGCUUUAUCAGCGGGGAUAUCAAAGGGCAAUAGCUAUGAUGGCUAACAUUGAUCUCCAGGUCCAUCUACUGUAUGCCUCUGAAUGCCAGCUGCUGGAGACAAGCAGCUAUUGGCUUCCUGUCCUGCGUGAGGACUUCCCAGAAUAAUCUGGUUAAAUGCUGGUGGGACCAUUAGGUUGGACAGCUGUGCUGCCUGGGGCUUGAUGGGAGUUGCAGUCCAAAACAUCUGGAGGUUUGGAGAAGAGUGGACUACAUGGACUUUCGAUGUGAUCUCGCUUAGCUGCCUGGAGAUCCACCCCCCCCCGCUCCCCCUCCCAUUAGCUGAUUUUUAAAUGGAAUUUCCAAGACAAAUGCAAUUAUAAACACCCACAGAGCAGAUCCCCUCUCCCUUCCUUCUUUGAGCUUCCAAGCAAGCAGCCUCCAUUCCAGCCAUGGUUCCAUAGACCCAGAGCUGCAACUCUGCAAGGAAGAUCAACAGCCUCUGUAGACCAUGGGCCAGUCUCCCUCUGUGCAGUGGCCGGCCGUGGCUCUCCAGGGGAUUAGAUGGGAGUCUUCCCCAGCCAUAUCUGACGAUACUAGGGAUUGAGUCUGGGGUCUUUGUAAGCAAAGUGUGUGUGGUGCCUCCUCUAAAAACAAAGGAGGUCUCUAGUCCUCACUGUUCUGAAUAAAGGAUUGAAUUAGAUAGAAACUGCUUUCGACAGAGUUAGACCGUUGGCCCAUCCACCUGGCUUGGUACUGUGCAACCCUGACUGGCAGUGACUCUCUGCCUGGACAUAUCAGGGGUUGAAGGUGGGUGCAAGAGCAGGUGCUCUACACCUGAGCUAUGGGAUCUUCACAAAAGAAACAGAUGGAUGUCAGAGCAGGAAGCUGCUCAGGUAGCUCUUGCUACCUUGCUGCAUCUCCUUGUUGCAACUUUUUAAUUCUUCAGUCAUUAAUUCUUCAAAAUAAUGUUUGUGAAUGCAUCUAGAUUCCACCCAGGAUGUUCUUUAAGAAUAUAAUUGUGGCUAAAGCCCUUGGCCUACUCAUUCUGACAUGUGGUGCUUCUUGCACAUCCGCAGGUACCAGAGAAACCUCCUCUUUCACCGUUUCUGGUCUGUGGACGACAAGCAGCUACACACAGAGUACAGUGCCCUCCGGUCCAUUGUGAUGGCCAAUUAUGAAGAGACCAUUAAAAUGCCCAUCAAUGAGCCUGCAACGGGGAAGAGGAAGUCUCAGAUCCAGGUGAAAGCCGAGACUCCCUGGGUCCUUUGUGUCAGGGCUGAGUGGCCAGAGUUGAGCCUCGAGCCAGGGCAGAGGAACAGGAGAGACACACCAGGCCAAACAGGAAGCCUUUCAAUAUCCUCCAGUGGCCAACCUGGGGGGAUGGUUCCAUCUUGGUGCCUGGGAAGGCGUUGCCACCUGCAAUUCCAGUUGUGUUCUACCAGGUGCAGCUGCCCGCUAGAGAAGAAGGUGCCAGUUUCUAACUCCAGUGGCUUGUACCAUAAAUUUGUUUUAGGGGGUACCAACUGCAUUGGGGGGCUCUGGGCACUUGGCAUGCUGGGGAAACUCUGGGGUGCAACAGAGAGAGAGAGAGAGAUGCAUAUUCUAUUGGCUGCAAUGGAAUGCCUCAAGCCUCAUUUAAUUGGGGGAGGGGGACCCUUUGACACCCCCCCCAGGAAGGUCUCUUCGGGCACAUGGUGUGCCAUGCUGGUGACCGCCUGAGUUAUUUGGCCUCUUCAGUAUAAGCCCUGCCCAUCCCAAUGCAUUUGCCUAUUGAAUCCUUCCUCUAAGGAGGUUGAGACUGUGUUGUGGUGUAGAUUUCCUUUAAGCAAGGAGUGUUGACUUUGUGGACUGCUUCUCCCCUGGUGCAAGGUAGAAACAUUUCUCGAUAAUUGGGGCUUUGGCUGAUUGACAUUCUCUAGCCAGCGUGGUGUAGUGGUUAAGAGCGGUGGAAUCGUAAUCUGGUGAACUGGGUUUGAUUCCCCGCCCCUCCACCUGCAGCUGCACCUUGGGCCAGUCACACUUCUCUAAAGUCUCUCAGCCCCACUCACCUUACAGAGUGUUUGUUGUGGGUGAGGAAGGGAAAGGAGAUUGUUAGCCGCUUUGAGACUCCUUAGGGUAGUGGUAAAGCGGGAUAUCAAAUCCAAACUCUUCUUCUCUUAUUCUUCUAUAGCCUUUUAAAUGUGUUUAUGGGAGGGGGUUAUUGGUUUGAUUUUGUUUUAUUAGGUAUUUUGUGUUCUCAUCUUGUAUUUUUAUGCUGUAAACUGCAUGUGAUUUUAAGAUGAGGGCUGUGUGUGUGUUUGAUUUGAUUUUUUAAAAAUCCACAAUACGGUAAAAAUUUCCUGUACUGUGAAAAUACAAAAGAAUCUGACUAGAGCAGCUGUCAUUAGUGAUGGCCAUGUAGAGAUUCAUCAAAACAGUGGUAAGAGCACAUGUUCCCACCCUACCACUCUGGGUAAACCCUGUUUCUAUUCCUCCCGUGUUUGGAUGCAGUGAGACAAGUGCUAAUCACAAUGCAAUCCAGCACACUUCUGCUCAGAAAUAAGACCCACUGAGUUCCAUGGAGCAUACUCCCAAGUAAGUGUGUCAAGGAUUACAGCCUAGGAUUACAAGAGGGUAAGGCAGGAGAUGAAGGCUGUUAAAGACUACUACCCACAAUGACGUAUUUUUCUCUCCUCCCCUCAAGCUCAAGGUGGUCUACAUAGUUCUCCCUCUUCUCACUUAAUCCCCACAACAGUCUUGCUAGGUUGAGGUCGCAAAGUGAGCUUCAUGGCUGAGUUGGGAUUUGGACUCUGGUCUCCCAGGUCCUGGUCUUGGCCUGGUGUUUUUGUGAUGUUGUUGCCGGCGGUUCACCACUCACAUGGUGCCUUCCUGCGCUCACUGUGUGCUUUUCUGCUCUGCAGGAAUACGUGGACUAUUACGGGGGCCCUGGAGUCCAACACAUCGCUCUGAAUACCUCGGAUAUUAUUGCUUCAGUAAGACAGUGUAUUCCCUGAUCAGUCUACCAAUAAGUGGCCACCUUUGGGAAUGUGGCCUUUGUCAUUGCUGUGUACAUUUUUGGGUUGCAGGUCACAAACCUGAAAGAACGUGGCACGGAAUUCCUGGUGGUUCCCCCCACCUACUACCAAAAUCUUAGGGAGAAAUUGAAAUCAGCCAAGAUCAAGGUGAAGGAGAACAUGGAUAAACUGGAGGUGAGUUGGCUACCAGGGCUACCCUACAUCUUGCGGUUUGGCUUAGUGGCCAGAAGGUUGGUCUAGACUGGGACUUCAUCAUGCAGUGCAUCGUUAAACUAUGGAACUUGCUGCCACAGGAGGCAGUGAUGGCCAUCAACUUGGGUGGCUUUAAAAGAGGAUGGGACAAAUUCAGUGGCUACUAGUCCUGGGGGCUGAACCGGAGGCUGAACUAGAUGGCCCAUUGGCCUGAUGAAACAGGGUUUUCUUAUGUUCUUACUGACUGGCGAGGCAUGAAGUCAAAUCCCUACUCAUCUGUGAAGCUUGGUGGGUGACCUUGAAAUAACCACUAGCUCCAAGUUGUGGUGGGAGCAAAACAGAAAGGUCAAGAACCAGAUACUCCCCUUGGAGGAUCUUGGAUAGAAAUACAAUACAAAUGCAACCAAAUACUUUAGCAGCUGCUCAACUUGAUGAGUUUCACAUUGGGAAGGGGGUUGUGGCAGUUCCAAUGUAAUGUGCAAGACCACCAACCUUUAAGGUGGGGCUGGCUAUCCUGUGACCCCCGUCCCAAGGCCCUUGGACUCCAAGCUCUCACCAGCCCCAGCCAGCACGGCCCAACGCUGGAGAGAGAUGUAAGAUGGAGUCCAGCAACAUCUGGAGGGCCACAGGUUAACCCCAUACCAGCUUUGAGGGCAUCACUUCCUGGUGCAGCUGGCGUUCUCCAUGACCCUUUCCCUCUGCAGGGAGGUGGGACUGAUUUGGAUGGUCAGACUCUGCCACUUAAUGGAUCCAAAUGGUUUCCAAAGGGUAGUAGGGGAUGUUUUAUCCCAUGUUGAUGGCCUUUUUAGCUGACUCCCCGUUGGCCCGCUGGAAUGCAAAGUUAACCAGGACUAUUGACUAUCUGGUUCCGAAGCACCCUCUCCAAUUGUAUGGAGUCUGGACAGCCCUGUGGUUUUUCCCAGAGCUGAGGGCGGUAGCGGAAAACACAUUCUGAAUCAGACUGAACACGGGUUAGAGCUCAGUGUCAAGCCUACCAAGUGGCGAUAGCGACGGCAAAGAGGACAUUCUUCACCACCUCUAUUGCAUCUGCAGAAAACAGCAGCAGCAGACUAUUUCAAGUGGUUCGCAAUCUAGCAGAACCACCUCCACCAUCAGGGCCUGGUGGGGAUCCCAAGAUCUCCUGAAAUGAUUUUGCAAAGUUUUUUGCAGAUAAAGUCGCUCAGAUUCGGAAAGAGGUAGACUCCACUGUGGGAGCAGGGCCGGGGUGAGAGAGUGCUAGAGUCCUGUCCAGUCAAGUGGCAUGGGAUCAGUUCCUAUCAGUUCGAGGAUGUGGACAGGCUGCUUGGAUGAGUGAAACUAACCACCUGUCUCCUUGAUCCUUGCCCAUCCUGGUCUUGAAAUGGGGUAACUGUGCCCCUGAAGGACCAGGUGUGCAGCCUGGGAGUCAUUUUGGACUCACAGCUGUCCAUGGAGACGCAGGUCAAUUCUGUGUCCAGGGCAACUGUCUACCAGCUCCACCUGGUACGCAGGCUGAGACCCUACCUGCCCACAGGCUGUUUUGCCAGAGUGGUGCAUGCUCAAGUUAUCUCCCGCUUGGACUACUGCAAUGCGCUCUAUGUGGGGCUACCUUUGAAGGUGACCCGGAAACUGCAACUAAUCCAGAAUGCGGCAGUUAGACUGGUGACUGGGAGUGGCUGCCAAGAUCACAUAACACUGGUCUUGAAAGACUUACAUUGGCUCCCAGUGCAUUUCUGAGCACAAUUCAAAAUGUUGGUGCUGACCUUUAAAGCCCUAAACAGCGUUGGCCCUGUAUACCUGAAGGAGUGUCUCCACCCCCAUCAUUCAAUCUGGACACUGAGGUCGAGUGCCAAGGGCCUUCUGGCGGUUCCCUCACUGUGAGAAGUGAGGUUACAGGGAACCAGGCAGAGGGUCUUCUCGGUGGUGGCACCUGCGCUGUGGAACGCCCUUCAAUCAGAUAUCAAGGAAAUAAACAACUUUCUGACUUUCAGAAAACAUCUGAAGGCAGCCCUGUUUAGGGAAGUUUUUAAUGUCUAAUGUUUUACAAUUUUUUAUGUGCUGUAAGUUGCCCAGAGUAGCUGGGGAAAUCCAGCCAGAUGGGCGGAGUAUAAAUAAUAAAAAUUAUUUAUUAUUAUUAUUAUUAUUAUUAUUAUUAUUAUUAUUAUACACCUCACCCAUUCCCUGGGCAACUUCUAUCAUUGCCCUUUCAUUUGCUUCUGCUCUAAAGGAACUCAAAAUCCUAGUUGACUUUGACGAGAAGGGAUACCUGCUUCAGAUCUUUACAAAGCCUGUUCAGGACAGACCGACUGUCUUCCUUGAGGUCAUCCAGCGCCACAAUCACCAGGUUUGUUGGGCAGCUGGGGCUCACCCCAAGCUCAGUGGAAACAAAUCAACUCUCACAGAUUGGUGGCUUUCUGUUCUACCCUGCUCAGUUUUUUUAAAAAAACAACAACAACCUUGCAUGAUAAAAGUUGGGAAAUGACCACCUUUUUAAGGCACAAAAGGGACUCAACUUGGAUAAUCCAUAUGCUGUAUUGCAACCACUAGAAUGAGCUGUUGACCAGAUUUUACUAUGCUGCAGCUAAUUGUCAGAGGGUAAUGGGGCUUGCAGGCUAGAUGAUCUGAGCAACCAGUAGGGCAGGCAUAGGCAAACUUUGCCCUCCAGAUGUUUUGAGACUAGUUUCCAUCAUCCCUGACCACUGGUCCUGUUAGCUAGGGAUGAUGGGAAUUGUAGUCCCAAAACAUCUGGAGGGCUGAGUUUGCCUAUGUCUGCAGUAGGGGCUUGGCUGACUCUGUGAAUAAUUAUUGUCUCCUCUUUGUGAUCAGUUCAUUGCUACUAACCUCACCACCUGCCCCUUGAAAACAGACUACCUGCCUCACUUUGGCUAGGUACCUGCCUCUGGCCUUCCCGAUUUCUGAGUUUACUGCUCUGGAAUUUGGCAUUAGUCUACUCUGAACUAGGGACUUAACUCUGCGCCUUCCAAGUUCCAAGCGGCUGUCUGCAGGCCUGACCCUGACAACCCUUAUUCAAAAGACAGAUGGAAUAACAACAACAAUGUUGCUGGUGUGGCUAUUAAAUCUGAGCUGAUGGGAAUGAAUCAUCAUCACCAUCAUGCUUCUGUGUUCAUAUGAGGCACAUUGUGACUGAUCUUUGGCUUCUCUGCCGUAUCGACCAUUCCAUCUGAGGUGGAGUGGAGAUCCCACCUGCCACGGAAGAGAGCUCCAGCUGGGGUAUCGGGAAGAAAGUGCUUGCACUAUUUACACAUUUCUCUCUCUCCUGUGGCUUUAGGGAUUCGGUGCUGGAAACUUCAAAUCUUUGUUUGAAGCUAUUGAACUGGACCAAGAUGCCCGGGGAAACCUCACUGUCCUGACACCCACCGGAGAAUCAGACUUUGUGUAA